AUGCAUCUACGUCCCUUGGAUGGGAAGCUACCUGAUGAGCGUCUCAAGAUCAUUUUUGAUGCUGUUGCACCUGGCCUGAUGCUCUGCGAGGACUACACCAAGCAGCGCGCUCACGACAUCCCUGCUGGGGGGCCAAUCCUUUCUGUGACUGACAUACACGGCACGGUUGAGACGAUUACUGCAGCAAAUCUCCAGCGUGUGAACGAGACGACUUUCAUCCUCUUCACAAGCGGGUCGACAGGAACGUCAAAGGGUAUUCGGCUGUUGCCACGAGGUAUCAUCAACUACGUCGCCACCAAGAGAUCGAAGCUCUCUCUUGGUCGAGAGGUUGUCCUUCAGCAGAGUGCUCUUGGGUUUGAUAUGUCACUUGCCCAAGCAUUCCUGGCUCUCGCGCUGGGUGGCACAUUGGUCAUCGCGCCCAGUGCCACUCGAGGGGAUCCACUCGCUUUGGGCAAGCUCAUGGCUGAUGAAGGAGUCACAUUUACGUUGGGAACUCCGACUGAGUAUCUCAUGCUCAUACGCCAUGGUGGUCAAGACGUGAAGGCAAUGAAAUCUUGGCGGAACGCGACUUCUGGUGGCGAAGUCAUCACUGCUCAACUGAAAGCCUCUUUCAGAAGUCUUCAGCAGCCUCCAAUCCUUACCGAUUGUUACGGACCUACUGAGAUCUCAUGUUGCGCUACCAUUCAGACCAUUGACAUCGAGAAUGAUGGAGAUGACAGUGUCUACAUCUCUAUCGGCCCAGCGAACCCCAACACUACCAUCUACAUCCUCGAUGAUAGUGGACACGUUGUUCCACAGGGACUCACUAGUGAGAUCUACGUUAGCGGCGUUGGCGUUGCGCUCAGCUAUCUCGACGACAAGUCAAACUCACAGAAGUUCGUGCCUAACCCGUUUACGACGGCUAAGUAUAUUAAAAAAGUAUGGACAACGAUGUAUCGUACUGGAGACAAGGGCCUCAUCCGUGCUAAUGGCGGUCUCCAGUUUGUGGGCCGCAUGGACGGUGAUACGACUGUCAAGCUUCGUGGGCUACGUGUUGACCUUGAUGAUGUCGCCAAUACCAUGCUACAGGAGUUCGGGGACUCUCUCGAAGAUGUUGUGGUUACCGUUCGUGGUGAUCCAGCCUUUCUCGUGGCGCACGUUGUGCUGACUCGGGGAACUUCUAUGGAUGCUUCAAAGUUGCAAGAACUGGCGAGCACCUUGCCACUUCCUCAGUAUAUGAGACCUGCACUGGUCAUACAACUGGAGAAAUUACCGUUGAAUAGGAGUGGAAAUCGUCUCGCUAUCGCAGCCUUGCCUCUACCUACGACAUCCGUAUUAUCUGCGCCUUUGAAGAAGGUGUCGGAUCGAAAGCCCAUGCUUAUUGAAGGAGAAUUGAGACUUAUUUGA
Messenger RNA from Fusarium musae, 1386 nucleotides. Its product is annotated as putative NRPS-like protein biosynthetic cluster. Bases 1 to 1386 code for a protein of 461 amino acids. The transcript has a single exon. The record is from RefSeq and is a predicted model, not a curated record. NCBI's taxonomy places the organism in Eukaryota, Fungi, Ascomycota, Sordariomycetes, Hypocreales, Nectriaceae.